GUGGCUACGGCUGGGCUCACCCGUCGCCUGGGGAUGGGGCUGAGCCGGACCGGAUCGGACCGCUGCGGGAAUGGGUGUGUGCCCGAGAGCGGGUGGCAGACGGCUGGUCGAAAUAGUGCCUCGUAAACUGGACCGUUGUCCGCUCCCCCGGGUCGCAUGGGCCGUGGGCGCAUGGGGUGGUCUUGCGGCCCCCAAGCCCAGGCUGGGCUUCCUCGGGUGUGUGGCGAAGGGCGGGAGAAGGAGGCUAAGACGUUAGGGAGGAGGGUAGCUCUGCGAGAGAGAGUCGGACCGUCCCGCCGACCACCGAAAGGGGCAUCAGAGACCCUCGGAAAAAGAAGCCCAGGGAGGAGCUUGGAAGGCAAGGAGAAGGUGAAGGGCUUUGUGUGCAGCUACGGACCACGACGGACUGCGCUUCCCUCGCCUUACGUGUCCGCGUCCCUAACCCGACCGGGGCUUUAAAGGGGAUCCCUGGUCUUCCCGGAUGGAACAAGAAGAUAAACAGGGUGUGUGUGAAACCCAGGACUUGGAGGAUAAAGAGAUGGGCUCGGAUUUUGAGAACUCAGAGGACAGGGAAGGCAACCCAGAAGAAAGAGGAACACAGGACACAGACGAGGGAGAGGACCACCUAGAGAAAGAGAUGGGCUCGAGCCCAGAGGAUGAAGAUCUACGAGGGGUCUCAGAGGAGAGGGAAAUGGUGGCCAACAUCUGCACAGAGGAGCUGCUGAGUGAGGAAGAAGGGGCUGCUCUCCGGGAGGCAGAGGAUGACCAACAUGGUGUAGCUGAGUUGGCGAUGUUCCCCGGACUGUCUGAGUCCGACAGGCUAUCCCGGAGCCCGCAGGACGAGGAGGAGGAGAGUGCUGGGGAGAACCGGCUGGAGGAGGACGGGGAGCAGCCGCCCGCUCCUGUGCUUCCCUGGAGACGGCACCUCUCCCUGGGAAGUCGGCACCGGGGCGACAAGCCUGCCCACCGCCGCUUCCGCCGGCUCCACCACCCCAUGGCCAUGGACCUCGGGGAGCUCGACAGCCUGGUGGCCAGCAUCAUGGACGCUCCCACCAUCUGCCCCGACUGUGGGGAGAGCUUUAGCCCUGGCACCGCCUUCCUGCAGCACCAGCGCAUCCACCGCCUGGCGGAGGCGGCCGCCGUGGCCGGCUUGGAGCCUUUCGACUUCGCGGGCGAUUGCGGCGCCGUGGUGGGCAUGAUGGGAGUGGGCGUGGCAGGGGGCUUCGGGGCGGGGCCCGCGCUGGCCCGGCCCCCGCGCGAGAAGCCCUUCCGCUGCGGCGAGUGCGGCAAGGGCUUCAGCCGAAACACGUACCUCACCAACCACCUGCGCCUCCACACGGGCGAGCGGCCCAACCUGUGCGCCGACUGCGGCAAGAGCUUCAGCUGGCGCGCCGACUUGCUCAAGCACCGGCGCCUGCACACGGGCGAGAAGCCCUACCCGUGCCCCGAGUGCGGCGAGGCCUUCAGCCUCAGCUCGCACCUGCUGAGCCACCGGCGCGCGCACGCUGCGGCCAGCGGCGCGGGGGCGGCGGCGCUGCGACCCUUCGCCUGUGGGGAGUGCGGCAAGGGUUUCGUGCGCCGCUCUCACCUAGCUAACCACCAGCGCAUCCACACCGGCGAGAAGCCGCACGGCUGCGGCGAGUGCGGCAAGCGCUUCAGCUGGCGCUCGGACCUGGUGAAGCACCAGCGCGUGCACACGGGCGAGAAGCCCUACAUGUGCUCCGAGUGCGGCGAGACCUUCAGCGUGAGCUCGCACCUCUUCACGCACAAGCGCACGCACUCGGGCGAGCGGCCCUACGUGUGCCGCGAAUGCGGCAAGGGCUUCGGCCGCAACUCGCACCUGGUGAACCACCUGCGUGUGCACACGGGCGAGAAGCCCUUCCGCUGCGGCCAGUGCGAGAAGCGUUUCAGCGACUUCUCCACGCUCACGCAGCACCAGCGCACGCAUACGGGCGAGAAGCCUUACACGUGCAUCGAGUGUGGCAAGAGCUUCAUCCAGAGCUCGCACCUGAUCCGCCACCGCCGCAUCCACACCGGCAACAAGCCGCACAAGUGCGCUGGCUGCGGCAAGGGCUUCCGCUACAAAACGCACCUAGCGCAGCAUCAGAAGCUGCACCUGUGCUAGGGUCUGACCGGAGGGAGGCGGCCCUUUGGGGAGCACGUGGGAGAGUACAGGUCCUGGGGACGGACCGUGUAGGAAGAAGUGGGGAAGGGCCGGGAGGGAUAAUCUGGCAGUGAUUGGGGAGCCUUUUGGUGUUCGGGGGUGCUGAAGGGGAGGGUUGCGUAAGAGUUUUUCUUUUGGGGUGCUGUAUUUUGCCUGCCUCCUCCCCACUUAAGAAAUAUUUGGGAGAUGUGCUGAAGAUCAGUGAUUUCCUCAAAUAGACACUGUACAGAGGGGUGAAGAGCAUGGAGGAGCAGGCACUUUGAGGACUUUGAGGAAGGGAAGUUGGGGGGCUGAGAACAGGAGGGCAGAGAGUACAGUGGGGUGGCCCGUGGGAAUCAGGGGAGCGGUGUGGUUGGAAUGAGGGUUAUGGGGUAAAAUCAAAGGUGGGUAUCUCUUUUUUUUAUAAAUCUACUUUGGUACCACCAGGUGUCAAAGCCUGUGUUUGCCCUGCCCCCUCCCCCCGCAUCUGCUGUAGUGUCAAUUUUGUAGGAGAGAGUGUUUUCCAUGCUCUUCCCUUCCUUUCUCUGAGCCACAAUUAGCUGCUAUUUUGAGGCGUCCAGCGGGAAACUUGAGGAGAAAGGCCACACAUAUCCUCAUUUCAAGGGAGCAACCUCUGGGUUUAGAAAAUCAUUUAUAACUGAUUCACAGACCUGGGAAAUCCUAAGUCUAGCUCCUGGCUCUUUGCUCCAUCCUUUAAAAUGCUCCAGCUUCAUGCUGGGUCAAAGUGGUCUUUGGAGAGGGCCAGCCCCCUGCCCCUGGCGUCAGCAGUGUGACAGGCCCAAUAUUUCCAGGUCUCACUUGUCAUCUUAAAUGCAGGGAAAAGGAACAAUCACAUUGGUGUGUGACUUGCCCCUUCCCAGGUCAGUUUCAUUCUGCGUUUCAUUCAGAGUUCUGCUUUUCUUGUGGAAGAAAUUCAGGAAAGCCAGUGUUCACAGAUCCGGGCAUAAGGGUCUUUUGCCUCAUUUGCCUUCAUUUUACAUCUGUGAUGCCCCCUCCCCUGCUUUAGUAACGGGGUAGCUACCCAAACUUCCACCUCCAUCUCUACUGUUGUGGGAUCUGGUCUGAAUAGGAAUUUUCUUUUUCCUGGUUGUGGAGGCACAGUGGAAAUCUCAAGGCUUUACACAGGGAGGGACGGCCAGGGAGAGGUGUUAAUGAAAAAUUGCCAAAUAGCACAUACAAUGAAUGUUUUCUGGUUGUCAUAUAAAUGCCAAAAUAGCACUUUUAUAUUUGUGAAGUGCUUUAUGCUUUUUAAUGAUUGUUAGUUGUUGCUCACAGCUUUGUGAGGUAGAUCAGUAUUAUGACCCCUGUCUCACUGCAGGCCUGGGUACAGGAGUGCUUCUAGUUGUCCUGAAGAGAGGCCCGACAGCAGAGUGAAUUGGUGUGGUCCGACCUUUUGUGGUCUCCAGAUCAGCUGCUAGAAGGACUUACCUGUCGUGAUUUGCAUAAUGACAUGAGGACACUGCAGAUUCUUACGCUAAUGGAAACACUUAAGGCUAGUCUAGAAGGGCCAAAGAUGUCCUUGCUGACAAAGCUGGUCUUUGUCAGGUAAUUAGGGUGUCCUAGCUAUGUUCCAUUUAUAGUAGGGGGCUGUAGUUAGAGGCCCCUUGUAUAGAGUUCAGUUCCCUAUGCUGAAAAUCCCUCCCCUAGGUUAGCCUUUAGAAGUUAGGGUCGUGGAAAGCGAUACUGUUUUCUGCAGUAGCGGUUGUUACCCUGUAUCUUUCCUGGAAGCAUCUUCACAAACUGUUGAACACACUUGAAGAUUAAAAAAAAAAAAAAAAAAAGCUACAAGAUUAUUAACACUUGUGAGCUUUUAAGGUUUCAGCAAAGUUUCUGUGGAUGCUGAUAAUUUAUACUUGAUGGGUUGUAUUCUAGCAAAGCAACUCUUCGGGGACUGUAGGAAAACAUUUUUUUGCCAUUAUAAAAAGAGCUUAAAAAAAAGUCCGGAGAAUUCUGGGCUUGUAUAAUGCUUGUUGAUCUUGCCCUCUUAUUCAGUUAAUUGUUAUUCAAAAAUGCAAAUAGCUUUUCAAAGUAUAGACACUAAUUCUUUUUUAUUUUAGUCAGGAGUAAUACAAGCAAAGCAAGUGUUCAGUGUUUAUUCUGGCUCUUGUAAUCUGGAUACUAAGUGUAUUAGAGUCACCUGAAAAUAAUAUAGCCAAUUUGUAGGUAUUAUUUUCCAUGCACAUCUACCUCUUCCAGCUGUUUUAAGUUCUCUUGAGUCUGUGCCUAUGAAAUCUCAUCCAACUUUUGAUUGUCCGCUUUAUGGUAUAUUUGGCCUUUUGCUGCCAGUCUUUAUACUAUUGUACAGUCUCGUCUGCAUCAAAUAUGUUACAUAUGAGCAGCUUUAGAGAAUGGAUUCCAUGUGGAGAGAAGAUAAUGUAAAAUAGCUAAGUGGCAGUGGAAACCUUUGAAUUUCAUUUACCUCUCUUGUUUUUCUCUUACCAAAAGAGUCAACUACUACAAUUUCCCUUCUAUGAGCCAAUCCCUUAUAAGAAGAUAAUAGUUCAGCCUCCAACACACGGCUCUCAUGGUGCAUUUACCGUGUGAUUCCAUUUUCUCGGCAAUUCUUCAGGGCACAUAUCUGCAUUAAGUGAGGGUUAAAUGCAUUCAGGAGGCAGCUUCUUGAGUCUAGCUUUAGAAGGAAUAGUAUUUCCUCAGCAAGCCCUGUUCACUGUGGUUCACCCUUGAAGACGUUCCUCUAAGAGUCCUUCCACCAUCUCAUUAAUGAUGUGAAAGCAAAUGUAUUUGUUUCCUGGGGAAUUUGGUCAAAGGCAGGCUUCCUCUGCUGCCCUUUACUGAGCAAAACCUGGAGCAGUUUAUAUAGGCUAAAUGGUUUGGUUAAAUCUUGAACUUUGAGUUGGAAGGAGAAGAGAAGAAGCUAACCCCUUGAGCCAUGUGGUCUCUUCAAGAUCAAGAGGCUCUAUGUACUAUGUGAAGAAGUACAAAUUAAGAACCUGUGUUCAAAGACAAUCUUAAUUGUGUCAAGUUUGUGCACACUUUGCUUUACUGUAAUGUUAUUUUACAGCUGUUUGUUAAAAUAGUGAAUAAUUUAAUGAUCCUAAGUAACAAGUUUUGUGUGUGUGCUUGUAUAUGUGAAAAUUGCCAUAUUUUCAGGUUGUUUUAUUUAAUGGUGAUGGUUCCUUGGACAGCUAUCUGGUGUUCAGCAGCCAAUAGGAAAUAUUUGUCAUUAAAUCCAUACCAGUCUUUUACCAUGUCAUUCUUUUUUCUGUAUCUCUCAUCAGUUAGAUGUCACUCAGUUCCAUCUGGUAGAACAGGGGUUGGGAAACUACCCAUUCCAGCCUGCCUCUUUUUGUGAAUAAAAUUUUAUUGAAACACGGCCACAUUCAUACAGCCACAUUUACACAUAGCUGCUCGGCUACUAACUGAAAGGUCGGCAGUUCAAACUCACUCAGAGGCACUUCAGAAGAAAGGCCGGGUGAUGGAAUUCCAACAGAUCAGCUAUUGAAAACCUGAUAGGGUGCAUUUCUACCCUGACACACGUAGGGUCGCCAUGAGUCGGAAUCAGCUUGGUGGCAACUGGUUUUAUGGCUGCUUUCAAACUACGAUGACAGAGUUGAGUAGUUGUGACAGACUGAUGGCCCACAAAUCUUAAAAAAUACUUAUUGUCGGGACCUUUACAGAAGAAAGUUGUUGACUCUUGUGCUGGAAUGUUCAGGUGGAUCCUCGAUCAGCCUGGAAUUGUCUAAAUGGUCUACAUAGUCUAACCAGGAAUUCAGUGCAACAUUUCUGCAUAAAUGUGGUUCAGGGAUGCCGGGAAUGUGUUAACGUUAUACCACUGAUACCGAUUUCUGAAGAUCUGGGUUUUCAAUUCCUGUAAGAAUCUAUGGGGCAUAAAUGGGGGAGAUAGUUUGAAAAAUGGAGACAGUCUUGGGUCUGGUCUCUAUAAAAAAACACAACUGUGCUCCAGAAUCACAAAAUAAAGUAUUUUCCUUCUCCAAAUUCUCAGAAAUGUAGCUGAAUAACUGCUGAUAGUACUGAAAGGAGUCUGUUCCAGCUAGACUGGCCUUUUACUCCAAAUGUUUUUUUGGCUCAUCUCUGCCCAACUUCAUGGAAAUACUGAGAGAAUGAGCAUUUCCUAAGGAAGGGAUUCACAAGAAAUAGAAAAAUGGAAAAGAAACAGGUACCUCAUUUCCUUUUAAUAAUCACAACUACGUGCUUAUCUGAACAUCCACGAGCCCCUUCUUGAGAUCCUAGUACUGGUAGCUCUGGUGUCCCAAUGGUUAAGCCACCCAAUGUCUCUGUGAGGAAAAAUACCUAAUGAUCUGCUUCUGUAAAGCCAAGAAAACCCUUUGGGGUUCUGCUAUGUCAUAUGGGGUCUCUAUGAGUUGGAAUCAACUCAAGGGCGACCAACAACAACUGUACAGAAUGGAGGCAGUAAGAGUGCUUGUGGGCAUAGCUUUCUUCCCCAAACCUAACUAUUCUGGUUUGAACCAUUUACCAGACUAGCUCCUGGUCCCAUUCUCUUUUUUUCUGGGAAAACUAUAAGUAUAAACAAAGCAGUUGCUGACAAGUUGAUUCUAACUCAUACUGACCCUAUAGGACAGAGUAGAGCUGCCCCAUAGGGUUUCCAAGUAGCGACUGGUGGAUUAGAACUGUUGACCUUUUGGUUAGCAGCCAAGCUCUUAACUACUGCACCACCAAACCAAAAAAAAAAAAAAAACCCGUUG
Messenger RNA from Loxodonta africana (African savanna elephant), 6849 nucleotides. RefSeq names its product zinc finger protein 697 (gene ZNF697). The transcript is spliced from 3 exons. The coding region runs from base 482 to 2125 and encodes 547 amino acids. The record is from RefSeq and is a predicted model, not a curated record. NCBI's taxonomy places the organism in Eukaryota, Metazoa, Chordata, Mammalia, Proboscidea, Elephantidae.